AUGGGUAUCACUCGUGAUUCGCGCCACAAGCGCGCCGCCACAGGUGCUCGACGAGCUCACUACCGUAAGAAGAGAAAGUUUGAGCUUGGACGACAGCCCGCCAUGACCAAGCUCGACUCUUCCAAGCGAAUCCACACUGUCCGAACCCGAGGCGGUAACGUCAAGUACCGUGCUCUCCGAUUGGACACUGGAAACUUUGCUUGGGGUUCUGAGGCUAUCACCAGGAAGACCAGGUUGAUUCAGGUCCGAUACAACGCCACCAACAACGAGCUUCUCCGAACUCAGACUCUUGUCAAGGGCGCCGUUGUCGACAUUGACGCUACCCCCUUCCGACAGUGGUACGAGUCCCACUACGCUCAGCCCGCUUUCCGAGGUGCCAAGCUCGCCGAGGAGGAGGCCGACAAGAAGCAAUCCAACCACGUCAAGCGAGUCCUUGAGGAGCGCAAGACCGUUGCCAAGCUCGACCCCAUCCUUGAGCAACAAUUCAAGGCCGGUCGACUUUUGGCUGUCAUCUCCUCUAGGCCCGGCCAGAGCGGACGAGCCGACGGUUACAUUUUGGAGGGCAAGGAGUUGGAGUUCUACCACCACAAGCUCCAGGUCCGAAAGGCCAAGCACGCCGCCUAAGUCAACCGAAAGAGGGUCGAUUUUGGUGUCUUGUGAAGCUUUGUAUUCGAGAUGGAUACGAUUCAGAAACCAUAUGUUGCAGGCGUGGCUUUCGCUUAUCAUCCGACACUUUUCGUCCUCUCCAAUCCACAUCUCCACAUACCUCGACGCAUCGACAGUUUCUCAACAUCCAUCCUCCCCUCUCCCGUCACCUGUGCGAUUCGUUCGGCGUCAUGCGGUUGGCGGAAAAGUUUUUCAAGCGGCGACAAGCAGUUGGAUUUUGUGGCUCUACGAUACAUCACCCCAUACACG
Cryptococcus amylolentus CBS 6039 is the source of this 915-nucleotide messenger RNA. Its product is annotated as ribosomal protein S8.e. The transcript has 5 exons. Gene Ontology annotation, biological process: translation; maturation of SSU-rRNA from tricistronic rRNA transcript (SSU-rRNA, 5.8S rRNA, LSU-rRNA). The coding region runs from base 1 to 624 and encodes 207 amino acids. The record is from RefSeq and is a predicted model, not a curated record. Lineage: Eukaryota; Fungi; Basidiomycota; Tremellomycetes; Tremellales; Cryptococcaceae. Gene Ontology annotation, cellular component: cytosolic small ribosomal subunit; ribosome. Gene Ontology annotation, molecular function: structural constituent of ribosome.